AUGGAAGUCGAUGGAAAAAAUGAAGUUUUACCAAAUGAAGAUAUAAAAAAUGAAACUAAGGAAACAAAUUUAAGAAAUUUUGAACAAACCUUUAUAAGCGAUUGGAAGAAAGCCUUAAAAAGAGUAGAGGAAGGAAGGAAAUGUUGCGAACAUUUAAGUCGAAUAUUUCUGGAAAUUAUUCGAAUCGAAAAAGAAUAUGAGUACAGUUUAAGGAAUUUAUCUGUCCUGUUUAAGGAAUUUAAGAAUGAAUCAUCAGGGAUUAAAAAUGGUAUUAUAAGUUUAAAAAAGAAUAUUGAAAGAAGGUGUGAACAAAUUAAAGAUUUUAUUAAUUAUAUUGAAUGUGAAAUAUUAAAUAAUACGUUAAACACUACUUUGCUGAAUCAUAAAAAUGUAUUUGAUCAAAUAAAAAUAGAUGGAAUAGAAAAUGAUAAAGAGGUUGAGAAGACAAGAAAUGAGAGUGUAAGGUAUAUUGAAAAUUGUGUGGAUGCGUAUGAAACAUUAAUGGAGGCCAUUAACAUAUUUCAUAAUAGCACUUAUUAUCACCCUUUAAAGAGAAUAGAAUUAUCAAAUACUUGUAUACAUAAAUAUUUAAUAGCAAAAAAAAGAGAGUAUGAAUAUAAGAACACUAUUAAUAAUGUGAAUGAAGUUGAAUUAAAAAAAGAGAAAAGAUUGAAAAGUAUUUUACAUUCUUUAGAAUCUAUGGAUAGUAAAAGAAUUUCUUGUAUAAAAGAUAACAUUAUGAAAUAUUUAAUUUUCUUUACUUCCUAUAUUAGGAAUGUACAAUAUGAUUUGAAUAGCUGUAUUGACACAUUCAAAGAUGUGGAUGCUAGUAGAGAAAUUGAGGAGUAUUGUGAAUUGCACUACAAGGAUAUAAAAACAGAAAGUGAACAUUUAAUUUUUUAUAACAAUAUUGUUUCUUGGCCUAUGUUAAUUGAUUACCUAAAUGAAGUAAGUUCUAUGGAGAAAAAUUAUUCUUAUAAUAAUACCUCAGAGGAAAUUAGUACUUUAAAUAGUAGUAACCAUGUUACUAAUACUAGAAGCAAAUAUACUGAUUUAAUUUCCUCCUUUUUUAAUGCAAAUUUGUACAAGAACUUUUUACAAAAUGAUGACAAUAAUAGUACAAAGAAGAAGAAUGUGAAAAAUUCGAAUAAUCUGUAUACAAACAUUUUUAAUGAGAUUGUUUUUUUUAACAAAAAGGAAGAAAACGAUCAGGAGGUUUCAAGUUCAAGCGAUUCGGAGGAAGAGACUCACGAAGGAAAUCUCAAAUUGAGGAGAGGGAGAAAUGAAGUCACUGAACCGAUGGUCGAGCGAAAGGAGGGGGAAGUACUCAGCGAAAAAGCGGAAUUGAUGAGUAAGACGGAGUUUUCCAAUGGGGGAGAUAAACAGUGUAAAAAAUGUAAAGAUAAGGAAGACAAAGAGGAUAAUGAGGGGAAAGAAAAUAAGGGAAGCAGAGACGAUAAGGAGGGAAAAGCAGAUAAGGGAAGCAGAGACGAUAAGGAGGGAAAAGCAGAUAAUGGAGGUAAAGAAGAUACGGAGGGAAAAGAAGAUAAGGGAGGCAAUGAAGCAAAGGAUGAAGAGGGAAGUGCAGUCAUUAAGCAGGAAUUACCCAAUGAAAUUAACACAUGUGCAAAUGAAGCAAUGGAUAACGGGGGCAAAGACAAUUCACUUGAACAUAUGGAGGUUGAAGCUGAUUAUGAUUCACGCUGCAGUAAUAUGAGUGUCCGAUUAGACUGUGUUGAAGGUAGUAAUUGUGAAGGAAGGAAUAAUGAAGGGGGUGAAAAAAAGAUGGAUGAUAAUGGAAAAAUUAAUAAAGAGAUAACAAACUUAGAAAAAAUUAAAAAUGUUGUUGAUGGGAUGUACAAGAAUAGUACGAAUAAAAAAAGUGAAAAUAGUAGCGACGAAGGAGAGUCCGAUUUUAGCUGUUCCUAUGUAAGAAAUAUGGUUAUAAAGAAGGGUUGGGAUGAUGAGAACGAUUCAGAUAGUGUAAGUAGUGAUGAGAAUUGUCCUAAAAAUUUAAAAAAGAUGGAAAUUUUUUUUAAAUUUUAUUUAAAAAAUCUAUUUCAUAACAAUUUUGAUAAAAUAUCUAAAUUAAAUAUAACUAGAUAUUUCAACGUUUACAACAACAGGUUUAUAUUUUGUGAAUGUUUAAUAUAUUUCAUUAAAAAAAAAAGAGUACAUUUUACACAUAUUAAAAGUAUAGUAAUUUUUGCAAAAAUUAUUUUGUCAUUUUUAGACUUGUGCAAUUUAUAUUUAGAUUAUUGGUCAUCCAUUUACAUUUUAGUUGCUUCGGAAAACUUCUACUUUGAAAUUGAGAAAAAUCGUGAUAUAAACAUAAAUAUAUUAUUAGAGCAGUAUCCCUUUUUUGAGAAGGGUAGAAAAAAAUUGGCCUUAAAUAGAAGCAUAAAAAAGACAAAAUCAAAAAAGAAUACUAAAAAUUCUUACGGUGAUAUGUGUAAAAAUGGUGAUUUUUUUUUCUCAGAUGACAGUGAACAUUGUAAAACCCAUUCCUCAAAAGGGAACAGUAUGGAGAUAUUUUCCAAAACGAAGAGAGAAUCGAAUGUGAUAAAUAUAUAUGAGUGUAGAAAGAAAGAAGUAUCUAAUGGGAGUAUAAAACUUGCAGUAAAUGGUGGUGAUGUAGUGACGAGUUUAGAUAUGUCAAAAAGGAAUAAUGAUACAAAAGAGGAAGGUACAUAUGAGGAAGAUGAUAAAUAUUGUUUAAAUGGAUUACCUGCAUUAGUAAAUACCUCAAAAGAUGUUUAUGCAGUUAAUAUAAACAAUAGUGAAUAUCAGGUGGAGGAAGAAAAAAUUAGGUCCAAGAAGGAAGAAAGCACAAGUUAUGGAAUAGGAGAGAUAGAUAUGAAUAUUAAUGGUAAUGUAACCACAGAAAAGAACAACACAAAUGCAAUAAGCACAAGUGAAAGUAUAAUCAAUGAGAACAAUUUAAAAAUGAAGAAGGUAUUUUUACAUAAAUUUUUAUAUGCCCACGACUUAUGGAAUAACAUAAAAUUUUGGGAAGUCAGUCUAUUAAUUAUAAUAUCAGAAAUAAUACAAGAAAAUGUUUUACUAGAAAAAUUAAGAUAUGAAAAUAAAGAAUCACUGAUUAAAAAGUAUUUUUUUUUUUUUAAAUAUUUUAAUUUCUAUAAUAGUAUGAUUGAUUUUGGUUUAUCUGUUAACCAAAUUGGCUUAUUACUAAAUAAAAUAUUUCAUGCCUUUAAUUUAAAGAAUGAUCCGAUUUCUAGAAAAUACUUCUUUCAAAUUAUUGACAUAGCAACGAAUAAAAACAUUACCUUAAAUUAUAUUAAAAUGGACUCAAACAAUAUGAAUAAUGAAUAUAAGAAGUAUUAUCUGCAGUAUUAUAACAACUUUUUGAACGACGAUACUAAAAGUGACGAGAGGAAACAAUAA
Plasmodium malariae is the source of this 3405-nucleotide messenger RNA. RefSeq names its product conserved Plasmodium protein, unknown function. The transcript has 2 exons. Bases 1 to 3405 code for a protein of 1134 amino acids. The record is from RefSeq and is a predicted model, not a curated record. Lineage: Eukaryota; Apicomplexa; Aconoidasida; Haemosporida; Plasmodiidae.